CACCCUUCUGCUUGCCUGCUCUUGUCCCGUCCCCGCUGCGCGUGUGCACAACAUAUUCACCCAAACACAAAGCACAGGCAAACACACAGCCACGCGCAGUCACACGCACCCACGCACCCACGCACCCACGCCUCUUUGUCCCUCGCCACACCUCUUGUCACAGGGCCGUUCGCCCAUUCCGCCACUUCUCCCCCUCCGCCACCCUGCCCAGCAUGCCACAGGACCCCGAGUUGGAUGCGCACUUCGUGGAUUGCGUGCCCACCGGGCCAGAUGGCCCAUCGCCCCUGAGUCCAGUCAGCGGGCCCAGCACACGCGAUCUCCUUCAGUCCAUCCUCUCCGGCGAGUGGCUGAUCCCGGGCGAGGGGCACCCGGUGGACCGGCCCGAGGCCAAUGUUCUGCUCCUGGACCGACUGCUGGAAGGGGACGCCGCCACAGCCAGCACAGCCGGCUCUCGCGACCUCGCCCGGCCCCACGACCUCUCUGACAAUGAUCUCCAGUAUAUGCGGCAAAUUUUGUCACGGAAUCUGGACCACCUCCGAGCCGAAGCACUCGCGCGCAGCGAGGAGGCGUCACAUGUGGAGCAACGCCUGGUAGCCCUCCUGGCCGAGCCGAUGGGGCAACCAGCGUCCGGGCCCCCGGUAGCCGGCAGCCCCGGCCCUGGGCCUUCGCCCGCCGAUGCGCCUGGGCCGCUGCAAAAUCUCGUCAAUGCAGCUUCAGCGUAUGACGGCAUUCGCCGGGAGAUGCUCGGAGUCCAGCAGACGAUUCACGAUUUCGCCCGGUCGGCCGGCGAUCGGCAGUCCUACCUGGCUCGGAUGGGCCAACUUCUCCGGAUGGCCAGUGAUCAGCAGGACAGUUUGCGCCUGGCCACCCGACAGUCCAGCGCCGACGCCGAUCAGUUUGCCCUGCCGGAGAGCGUUCGCCUACUCCCGGAACUGGUUCGCCAGGCCCGCACCGAGUCCGGGCGUCUGGCUAAGCUUUCGCUCUUUUCCGCGGGCGGGCCACAGCCGCUGGACUUCGCGGCCGACACCCUCACUCGGACUCCGGUGUCCGACGUUCAGCACAGGAUUUACGAGCUGGACGAUGCGGCCCUUCGGGCCAUUCGCACAGCGGCCCAGCUGGCCGAGCGGUUCCCCGCCAGUGCACUGGCACAGCGGACUCAUGCGGAGACCGCCAAUGAGGCGGCCCUCCUUGCGCUCGAUGUCCUCCGGCGCCUGGAUUCGUCGCGCAUGCCCGGGCUUGUUCGGCUGCCCGAAUACUACCGGUCGGCUGGGACGCCUGUGACGGUGGCCGCCGCCACCGGCCACGGCGGUGGCGAUCUCCCGCCCUCGGCCGAUGCGUGCCUUCUCGGGCAUGCACGCUGCCCAUCGGCCAUCUUCCGACUGGCCCUGCCAGCCAACCUGAAUGUCCGGACCAUCGGCGCAGGGUUUGACCUGGUUCCGGCAUCCGAGUGGCCGUGCCAUUGUGCCACGCACCUGCCCGCGCGCCCGGGCGCCUCGGCGUCCGGCGCGCCAGCCCCGGCCCCCGAUCCGGAGGACAUCUACGCGUCACUCCUGCGGCUGGCCUACACAUCGAUGGACCAGCCAAGCGCCGGACCUGGCGCCGGUCGAGUGGCCGGGACCGAUGCACCUUGGCCCGGCAUCUCGCCUCUGGGCCACUUGGCCAGCGUGGCUUCGGCCGCGCAGUUGACCUCCUCCAUCCGGUCGGUGGAAAUCCUCCGCGGCCUGGGCCUGCCGGCCGCCGGGGCCUCGCUGCGCCUGGCCUUCCUGCGGGCCCGGUCGUCGGCUUUCAUCGAGAUACUCGGGCGCCUGUCCAUUUCGGCCUCCCUGCGGGCACACCUUCGUCAGGACCAAACCGAGACGAUCAAGAAGAUCUUCGAGGUCUUCCGUGAAAUGCUUCAAACCGUCACCUCCCAAUACUCGGCUGUCUUCUUCCACGAGGAGGAUCACCCGACCAAGACAGAGGACGGGCCGCCCACCGGUCUGACUCUGUCGAAGCAAUUGGCCAACCAGUCGGUCCUGUCCACCUGGACAGCCAAUGUCUUUGAUGAGCUGGCAAACAUGUUGUCCAGUUACAUCUCCAACACCACCCUGUCGGGGUCGACAUUGAGUUCGCUCUUCCACCAGACCACCGAGCUGGGCUGCUAUGCUGGCCAGCGUCUCGGUUUCGACUCGCGCUUCAUGCUCACUGGGCCCUUCCAUGUGGCAUUUGCCGCGUCGGCGGAUCUCAUGCUGUCGCGCAUUGUCGCGGCAUUUGACACCGCGGUACAGACCUCCAAUCGAGGGCUUCUCCUGCACCCGCUUCCGGCGGCGGAGAUGCAACAACUUUUGGCCGAGCCGUCGGCCUUCGUGGCUGCCCGGGCCGGGCCGGCUACCCGGCUCCGCCCACCGGGCUUCCUGGUGUCCCUGCCGCCAAUGGGGAUGUUGGUCAAUUCGAUUGUCACCUGCCUGAACGAGCACCGCUCCUACCCCUGGGCCAUGAUCGGACCCAACACCCGGGGGAUCCUAGAUGCAUAUUGGGCCAUGCUCCGUCGGUGUUUGGCCCUGCUGGUGACAGCCGCGCCCGUGGCCGUGGGUGACAGCGACAUGGCGCAUAUCACGCGCGGCUCACGGCCCGCGGCCUCCUCCGCCACCUCCUCUCCUGGGGCCUCCUCCUCGGACACCCUGCACCCGAGCGCCAGCACCGAUGCCGGGCUCGCUGGCACGGGGCCCGAUCCCACGCUUGCCGGCACCGGGGACACCGCCCCGAGCAGCUCGCAUCCGUCGCCCGGGCUGCCGCAAUCGAAGCCCUCUCAUACGGCCGAUGCCCUUCCGCUGGUCGGCACGUCGCUCGUCCUGUCCCUGCGAACUCGAUGGACGGGCCUGGUUGGGGCCUUCUGGAAUCACUUGGUCCCCUUCGUGGUGCUGGCCACCCUGCAAACGUACGGCCUCCUGGCCGUACCGGCCGAGCGGCCCCCAGGCGAUGAUUCGGACAUCACCCCGGCCGCCACGGCCAACGCAGGGGAUCUUCCCUUGGACCCAGGGAGCUUUGUGGAUCUGCUGCUCAGCGGAUCGGGCCUCGCCGCCAGUGCCAGGGCUCCCAGCCUGGUCCUCAAGGUCGCCGACGACCUGCGAGCCAUGUUCGCCGAGGCCGAGGCCAUCCUCCUGGCCCCGGGGCCCUGAGGCCGCAAUAAAUAGAGACCGCCCUGGCCUUGCUCUUGUC
Messenger RNA from Fonticula alba, 3198 nucleotides. RefSeq lists its product as hypothetical. Gene Ontology annotation, biological process: intra-Golgi vesicle-mediated transport. The record is from RefSeq and is a predicted model, not a curated record. The transcript has 9 exons. Gene Ontology annotation, cellular component: COG complex. Bases 213 to 3158 code for a protein of 981 amino acids. Lineage: Eukaryota; Rotosphaerida; Fonticulaceae.